Molecule: messenger RNA, 1827 nt
Organism: Hyposmocoma kahamanoa
Lineage: Eukaryota; Metazoa; Arthropoda; Insecta; Lepidoptera; Cosmopterigidae
Product: jerky protein homolog-like
Exons: 1
Coding region: 244-1827 (527 amino acids)
Cellular component (GO): nucleus
Molecular function (GO): DNA binding
Source: RefSeq, a predicted model, not a curated record
GUCUAAUCCGGCGCCCCCUGUAAUACGACAUGACAGAAUUAUGUUUGACAAUCUUUGCUAAUAUAGAUCACGCAAGUUUGAACAGGUCACAACUCGUACGCGCCACCGCUAUUGUGCUCGACGCGUAUGCAUUGUUUUACUUAGUUUGAAUUUGACUACUAGUGAUAGCGGUACGGCCUAGCGUAAGUUCAUUGUUUACUACAUAUUUAUUCAUUGUGUAUUAGGUAUAUGUAGUAUCUAGUAAUGUCGUCACAAACCCAGAAGCGAAAGCACAAAACGUUGACAAUUAAAGAAAAAUGUGAUAUUUUAGAUCGCUUAAAUCGCAAUGAAACUUUCAGUAGUUUAGCAAGUGAAUACGGCGUAGGCCGAUCUACAAUUUAUGACAUUAAAAAAAACCACGAGAAGAUUAAGAAGUUCGUGUCAACUACUGACUGCGGGCCAGGCAAGAGACAGACACUCAAGAAAGCUGAAAAUCCAGAAGUGGAAGAAGCUUUGUACAUGUGGUUUCUUCAGGAAAAAAACAGGCAUGCACCAAUUUCGGGACCCUUGUUGGCGAUGAAAGCUAAGUUUUUUUAUAAGGAAAUAACAAAGAAAGAUGAUUUUGUGGCCAGCAAAGGAUGGCUAGAACGUUUUAAAAGUCGUCAUGGCAUACGUUUAAUGACUAUUACAGGAGAGAAACUUUCUAACGAUGCCACCUGCAUAGAGCCCUUUAAAUUAAGAUUUUUGCAAAAGGUGAACGAUUUAAAUCUUGACCCGUCACAGGUGUAUAAUGCAGACGAAUCAGGGCUUUUUUGGCGUGUGAUGCCUAACAAAACUUUCGUUUCUUGUCACGAAAAAGACGUACCUGGACGAAAAGUGAGUAAAGAGCGUGUAACCAUACUACCAUGUGCUAAUGCUGCAGGUAAUCACGCGCUUAAGAUGGUGGUCAUUGGGAAAUCUAAUAAACCAAGGGCAUUCAAAAACAUUGAUUUACCUGUACACUAUUACGGACAAAAAAGUGCAUGGAUGACAAAAGACCUUUUCAAAAAGUGGUUUGAUGAAUGCUUCGUACCUGAAGUUAGAAAAUGGUUAAAAGAUCAUAAUUUUCCUCAAAAAGCGUUGUUGCUUCUUGAUAACGCUCCCGGUCAUCCGUCUGAAGAAGAACUGACAACUGAGGAUAAAUGCAUCACUGCGAUGUUUCUUCCGCCAAAUUGCACUGCACUGAUUCAACCAAUGGACCAGAACAUCAUUCAGUUUGUUAAGCAAGACUAUAAAAAAAACCUACUUUUGAGAGCCGUAUCAAAAGACCAACCAAUAGAAAAAACUUUAAAAGAAUUUAAUAUGAAAGACUUGGUUUUUGCUCUUAGUCAGUCGUGGAGUGCGUUACCGUCAUCAACUAUUAAAUCGUCUUGGAAAAAGUUAUGGCCAGAUAUAAUCACCACUCCUAGCAACGAUCCACAAAUCAGUGUAACUUCGGAAGUUAUAGAACAAGUCUCUACUGAAACACAGAUAAGUCCGGAAGAUUUGGAAGUCUGGUGCCGUGGAACGGAUAAAGAAGAAAAUGUUUUUCUUGAAAUGUCUGACGAAGAUAUUAUAAAAGAGGUUUCUAAUAAUACAACAAACGAUCAGGAAGAUAACGACGACGUGAUUGCAACUGCUCCACAAGUCACAGAUCAAGACGCAGUUAACGCGUUUGAGCUAGGUUUACAAUGGGCUGAAGAGAAUGGUACAACCUACAACGAACUUUUACUUUUGAGAAGACUGAGGGACAAAGCUCUGAUCUCGCGUUAUAACAACCUUAAACAAAAAAAAUUGAUGAAUAUUUCAAAGCUUCAUAAUUUGAUAUAG